CUGGAUUGAGUCAGUGCUGCCCAUUCAGGCACUGGGAGUCCUACCCAGCACAUCCACUCUGCGGAGCAGCCCGGGUGCAGCCGCCUCGCCAGCCCACGACGAUCGGCUCCGGUUCUGCUGCCGCCGCCACUUCUCCAUCGCCGAGAGCUCUGAAACUCCCUAAGGCUGGAGUGGAGACGCUUCCCCUCCCUCCGGCUUUUUCUCCUCGGUCCUGUAGCGAAACCGUGCAGCCCAUCGGGGGUUCCUGGUGCGAGGCCCCUGCCUCUGGACACAGGCUAAGAAGAGCCGGGAGGCUGAGAAGAGAGGCAGAGCGGGGAGUCGGCAUUCCCACCCCAUGGAGGCCGGGCUGUUCCUAGCAGCGCUGCUGCUCUCUUGCACACCGAUACGCACAAGUCCCACGACUGCUGAUGUUUGCACCCUUCAGCAGCUUGCGAAGGACAAGGUGUCUUACACGACAGCGAAGGCUGUGAACGGCUGCGUGAGCCGCAGCACCGUGGGGAAACCCCAGGAAGUCCACGUUCUCCAAGUGAAAAUAGAGAAGCAGAUGUGGCAGUUCCAGUUGAAUGUGUCCUCAGCGGGGAGGACCACCCCACCUGAGCGAAAGGUGCUGUUUGUGAUCAUCUGUGACAAGUACUGUCUUGUGACUGUUCAUUCGGGGGAUCUCCACCCAACCUAUGUCUCGAAUAACUUGGUCCUUGGAGUCACGGACAACAUGUCCAGGGCCUUCGAGGACACCAGUGGUGAGCAGCUUGUACAACGGGUGAAAGAACACUAUGGGGGCAUCACUUCCUUCACCGAGCUGAAAAACCCCCACCACAUCCACUUCCGAGUGGGCGAAGAUGCCAGCAGUCCAGAGGACUGCAUCGUGCAGCCUGGGUUCAAUGCCCAGCGGUACCUACAGACCGAGUUCUUAGUCCAAGAGGUUAAAGGCUGCACCAGUCCCGGUGCGAAGAAGGGGAAGGAGGCUCACAUCUUGCGCAUGCAGCAGGGCCCAGCGGAGACCAGCUCUCAGCCCGUGGAGGUGAAGGUGAACGUGGUCUGCCCUGAAGCAAAGCCGCUGCAGGAUCUGACAAUACUGCUGAUCCUCCAAAGCCAACCCAGCGUGACCUGGAACAUCGAUACGCAACGCACCGUGAGCAUCAUGGCGUCUGGGAAACACCGGAUCAGCAGAUUCCCCUCCGAGCAAUUGGAUGAGAGAGUUCUCCCUGACAGUGAGCAGGGCCUGAUCGGCUUGGCCCACGAUAAAGGAUUUGAUGACAUAGCUUCAUAUACGGACAUCCCGUCGGCUACCCAUGUGACCCUUGAGCUGCACAGAUGUGAACCAGAAGUGAAGACUCUACCACCACCACCCGCACAACGCCCCGAUGCCGUCAACAUUGUUCAAACAUUUUUCAGUCUGUUCCCACCGUGGAAGUGCACAGACGACUCCAUUGAGAUAGUCAUGCCGAAGAUGAACUUACAGGAUUUAAAUGACUACAUCACGGAUAUCACAUUGCAAGACCCCCGUUGCAGAGCUGAACAAAACCAAACUCACUUUGUGCUGAGAAGGUAUUUGGGGGACUGCCACACCAAACUGGAGAGUGACAUUCUAGCCAGGAAUAAGCUGAUCCUGACACUGGCUUCAUCGCUGGAGCAAGUUGAGGUGCCGUUCGAGUGCAGCCUGCCACCGGAGCUCCGUUUGCAGCUUUACCGGACCCAGGACUUCAAGUGGCCUUCAACCACCGUGCUGGAAGUCAACAAAGCUGCUUAUGUCCAGGUCUCAUUUCGGGCCGGGAGUGCCCAGAGGUUCCUGGACGUGAAGGAGUGUUCUCUGCAGACUGCUACCGAGGAACCUCAGCAGCUCCUGAUCCCGCCUGUCGCGCCACUUGGCCAAGCAGUGACCGUCCUCAAGCCGACAGAAGCCACGCUGGGCCGGGAGCUCCAUCGGUUCAGCUUCGUCUACAGCCUGGCUGGGGGAGGGCCCUUUCCACCUUGCGCCACCCUGUCGUGCAGAGUGGCCUGGCAUGUCAACGGCAGCACCAGCGUGGCAACAUUAGAGGUGACGCUGCAGGACACCAGACCUCCACCUUCCAGCCUAGGGAUAGAAGCAGUUGUGGGGAUCACCUUCGCAGCGUUCUUAAUCGGCACGCUCCUCACCGCGGCGCUCUGGUGCAUUUACUCCCAUACCCGCCCCAUGGCCAAGCUGCAGCCUGUCGCCACCAACGCCCCAGCCUCCGAGAGCAGCAGCCCCAAUCACAGCAUCGGCAGCACCCAGAGCACCCCCUGCUCCACCAGCAGCAUGGCCUAGGCAGCAGGCCACCCGGAAACCCCCACCCCUCCUGGGAGCUCCCGCCCAUGGACCUCAGCGGAGCCGCAGGCAGCGGUGGGGGAAAAGACAGCGGGGCCCGUCCCUCGUAGGCUGCGCCACUGGACAGGCACAGCCACGCCAGCACUUUUCAUGCACUCCGGGAGCAACACGCCCACCAGCUCUCCACGGACCCAGCCAACCCAAGGAAGGUACCAGCAGCACGCCGAGAGCAGGCCAGUGGCUGGGAGACCAGGCCAGGGCACAGGCUGGGAGUGUGAGCGUGAGGCCCAGCAGACAGCACGUAGGGAGAGCGGGUGUCCCAGGGAGCCUUUCACUUCUAGGCCAGUCGUUCUCUGUCCCAAAUCCCUGUAACUCUCCCCUGCAGCUGUUCAGUGGCCACCUGAGAGGGGUUUCCUAAUUUCCUAAUGCAAGAUGGCUCCCCUGGAUCCCCCCGUCCUGCCCUCUUUGCAGGCUGCCCCAGGAGAGGGGCCAUGUCUGACUAGGACGUAAGGCCUGAACUCCCCUCGCCAGGGUCCCCCUAGUCAAGGAGUGGGCUCGGCUUGUGCUGCUGCUGCCCAAGUCUCAGACUAGAGGUGAAAGGCCCCUGCUCACCUCCAGUCCCUCCAGCCAUCCUGGCCCCAGCUGAAGAAUCACCGUCUGCGAGAUCCGUGGGAUACAGUCCAUGAAUGACGUGUCCACUCCAGCGCGGUCGCUCAGAGCAGAGCGUAAGUCAGCCCGAGCCCAGCCCUUUCCCCGGGGCUCAGACGCAGCCAGUGAGCUCCAGAGCCAGUUGUGUACACCCAAUCCAACACGCACACACUCCCCCCGCUACCAAACACUGUCAAGGCGCUGCCGGUCUCCCAGGCCCGCGUAGUCGCAGGGGAGGCAGCUGAAAUCAGCCAGUCCCCUAGUGGCCCCUGGGUGCUCAGCCAACAGCUGUGUGAACACACUCCAGCCAGGCAAGGCUAGUGGGAGGGGCCAGAUGGGGUUUUCCUGCUGGACUCCGGUUCCUUGUCAGGGACCCACUCCUACAGAUCUGGGCAGGCAGUGGGGAAUGGUGCCCCCCCCGCUGGAGCAAAGCCAUGCUAUUGGGCUGCUGGAAAGGCAUGGGCACCCAGACAGCAACUAGGAAGCUGGGAGUCGGCUCCCCCCUGACUGUGGUGGGCAGGGAGUCCCCCUCCCCCCCAGGGUCACCUGGCUGGGCUGUGGCACAGAGCUCAGGGCCAGACAG
Messenger RNA from Chrysemys picta bellii (western painted turtle), 3518 nucleotides. It is a transcript of the gene ENG, whose product is annotated as endoglin. Gene Ontology annotation, cellular component: cell surface. NCBI's taxonomy places the organism in Eukaryota, Metazoa, Chordata, Testudines, Emydidae. The record is from RefSeq and is a predicted model, not a curated record. Gene Ontology annotation, biological process: cell migration; transforming growth factor beta receptor signaling pathway; regulation of transforming growth factor beta receptor signaling pathway. Gene Ontology annotation, molecular function: transforming growth factor beta receptor activity; glycosaminoglycan binding; type II transforming growth factor beta receptor binding.